AUGUAUGCUCUUUCCAUAUCCCGUCUGUUUUAUUGCCUCCAGCUGGAGCAAUCCAGGUUUGAGGAGCUCGAAGAGACGGUGGCUGAGAUGAAAUUAAAGCAGCUGCUCUGGGAUUCCUUGGACGAAUGGGACAAGAUCUACCAAACUUGGCUGUCAACGGAGUUCCUAAAGUUGGAUCCUGAAGAGGCCGCAGGAGUCACAGCUAAAUACGUUAAAUCUGUAGCUCAGCUAGAAAAGGGUCUUCCUCCAAACGCUGUGGUUCCUUUACUGAAGGAAAAGGUGGAGAGCAUGAAGGAGAAGGUAAGAGGUCUUUUACACACAUAUUGGCCCAAAUAA
Protopolystoma xenopodis is the source of this 336-nucleotide messenger RNA. Lineage: Eukaryota; Metazoa; Platyhelminthes; Monogenea; Polystomatidea; Polystomatidae. The record is from the annotation of a GenBank genome assembly.